AUGGGUGUGUGGCUCACGGCGCGGCAUGGUGUGUGCUGUGCUGCUGGCAGCAUGGUCAGCACCAACUACCUCUAUGGACCCCUGCCAGACUGCUUCUUUGACAAGUGCAUCAGCCAAAUCCUGUAUGGGAGCAUCAACCGCGACUUUGAGAACAUGGUCGCAGAUGGCAACGCCCUCAUCAACUUGGCUCACAACUUCUACUUUGGAGAUGCCGUGCUCUAUGCUGCCGGCUGCAAGGUCUGCCCCACGGAGGUCAGCGAGCCCAACAACCUGGAGAUAUGGGACACCUCUCUUAUAUAUCAAGACUUUGGUGGCAGGUGCAGCAAUCCUGCGACCCAUCUGCUUGAUAAUAACCCCAUGGUGCAGUCGGGCAAGACGACAAGGGUGAUUCUGUCAGGCAACUGCCUGACCCUCAGCCCAAGGACAAAGUGCACGUCCAAGGGCACCGAGCACAGCGCAGCAGCCUGCCAGGCGUUCUGCAGCAUCACGGACAAUGGCCCGUGUGACGGCCAUGGGGCGUGUGUGCCGGCUACCCCCACUUCCCCCUCUAACUUCACGUGCAUCUGUGAUGCGGGGUACACCACUGUCGACUCGGGCAACGGCUCCUCCACAUGCGCAAUUGUCCACUCCACCACCAACACUGUGUCGUCUCUGUCCACGGGCGCCAUAGUGGGCAUUGUUGUGGGCUGCUUUGCUGGCUUCACGCUGCUGACUGCGGUGGUCGCAUGGCUGCUGUGGCCCCGCGGACCAAGUGAGCCCCUCAACCCAUUCCAUAUCCCCCCUUGCUGCACCUAUUUCCUGGCUUCCUUCCUUGCUCCCCACCUCUCCCAAUUUCCAUGCCUCUCCUCUGCCCUCAUGCUCGACUCUCCUCUGCCCUCAUGCUCUCCUCUCCUCUGCCCUCAUGCUCUCCUCUCCUCUACCCUCAUGCUCUCAUCUCCUCUGCCCUCAUGCUCUCCUCUCCUCUGCCCUCAUGCUCUCCUCUCCUCUGCCCUCAUGCUCUCCUCUCCUCUGCCCUCAUGCCCGGCUCUCCUCUGCCCACAUGCUCUCCUCUCCUCUGCCCUCAUGCUCUCCUCUCUUCUGCCCUCAUGCUCUCCUCUCCUCUGCCCUCAUGCCCGGCUCUCUUCUGCCCUCAUGAUCUCCUCUCCUCUGCCCUCAUGCCCGGCUCUCCUCUGCCCUCAUGCUCUCCUCUCCUCUGCCCUCAUGCCCGGCUCUACUCUGCCCUCAUGCUCUGUCCACGCAUCUACACCCUUAGUCCCUCACACCUCUGGUGCGAGCCAUGGCCUCUCUCCACCACACACACCUCGUGCGCCUGCUGGGCUUCUGCCUGGACCAGAACGUGGAGACGGGCAAGCCGGAGCAGAUCCUCGUUUGUCAUGCUGCCUUUCACUCCCUUUCCUUGUUUCCGUGCUGCCUGUCACUGCUUCUCCUUGUUGUCAUGCUGGCCUGCACUGCCUUUCCUUGCUGUCAUGCUGCCUUUCACUGCCUUUCCUUGUUUUCCUGCUGUCUUCCACCUCCCUUGCUUCUUGUCAUGCUGCUUUGCAUUGCCUCGCCAUUCAUCAUCCAUGCGUGCACAUUCCCCUCCAGGCAAUGAAGCUGGUGGAGGUGUAUGAGCUAGAGGAGUUGAAGGACAGCAAGAUGCCGGUGGCAAGUGAGGAGGCCAUAGUGGACUUUGCAGAUCCGGCUCUGGACUGCAUCAAGUCUCCCGGCACACGGCGACCCACCAUGAAGGAUGUGGCAUACCGCCUCAGUGCCCUCAUUGCCAAGCACUGUCCCAACAAGGAGGAUGAGUGGGAGAAUGUCGCGGAGGAAGACGGUGCAAGCAACGUGGAUACCGGUACAUCCUCAAGGGAUGUUUCUGCUGUGUCGUUGGGAGAUCGUGGGAGGGAGUCUGAGAGGUCUUAUGGCUCACAGUCAGGUGUGAGCUCAUUGUUGGGCCUCAGGAGUUGGGUGCAACUGAAGACAACCAAUGGGCGUUGA
This is a messenger RNA of Closterium sp. Naga37s-1, 1977 nucleotides long. Lineage: Eukaryota; Viridiplantae; Streptophyta; Zygnematophyceae; Desmidiales; Closteriaceae. The record is from the annotation of a GenBank genome assembly.